Molecule: messenger RNA, 1263 nt
Organism: Budorcas taxicolor (takin)
Lineage: Eukaryota; Metazoa; Chordata; Mammalia; Artiodactyla; Bovidae
Product: haptoglobin
Exons: 7
Coding region: 1-1263 (420 amino acids)
Biological process (GO): proteolysis; acute inflammatory response
Molecular function (GO): serine-type endopeptidase activity
Source: RefSeq, a predicted model, not a curated record
AUGGCCUGUGCGCUGAUGCCCAUGUGCACAGUCAAGCUUCUAUGGAGUCCGUUAUCAUCCAGCGUCCUGCCAGCUGUCGUCACUCUCCUGCUCUGCGGGCAGCUUCUCGCGGCGGAAACUGGCAGUGAGGCCGCAGCCGGCAGCUGCCCAAAGGCCCCCGAGAUUGCCAAUAGCCACGUGGAGUACUCGGUUCGCUAUCAGUGUGACAAAUAUUACAAACUGCGUGCUGGAAAUGGGGUGUAUACUUUUAACAAUAAGCAAUGGAUAAACAAGGACAUUGGACUGCAACUCCCUGAAUGUGAAGAAGAUGUCAGCUGCCCAGAGGCCCCCAAGAUUAAAAAUGGCUACGUGGAGUACUCGGUUCGCUAUCAGUGCAAAACCUAUUACAAACUUCGCACCGAUGGAGAUGGAGUGUACACCUUUAACAGUAAGAAGCAGUGGAUAAAUAAGAACGUUGGACAGCAGCUCCCUGAAUGUGAGGCAGUGUGCGGCAAGCCCAAGCACCCAGUGGACCAGACGCAGAGGAUCAUAGGUGGGUCGCUGGAUGCCAAAGGCAGCUUCCCCUGGCAGGCCAAGAUGGUCUCCCACAAUAACCUCAUCUCAGGAGCCACGCUCAUCAAUGAACGAUGGCUCCUCACCACAGCUAAAAAUCUCUACCUGGGUCACACUAGUGACAAAAAAGCAAAGGACAUCACUCCUACUUUAAGACUCUAUGUGGGGAAGAACCAGCUUGUAGAGGUGGAGAAGGUGGUUCUCCACCCUGACCACUCCAAGGUAGACAUUGGGCUCAUCAAACUCAGACAGAAGGUACCCGUCAAUGACAAAGUAAUGCCCAUCUGCCUACCUUCGAAAGAUUAUGUGGCGGUGGAUCGUGUGGGUUAUGUGUCUGGCUGGGGGCGAAAUGAAAACUUCAACUUUACGGGGCAUCUGAAGUACGUCAUGCUGCCUGUGGCUGACCAAGAUAAGUGUGUGAAGCACUAUGAGGGCGACACCGCGCCUAAAAAUAAGACAGCUACGAGCCCUGUAGGGGUGCAGCCCAUUCUGAAUGAGAACACCUUCUGCGUCGGCCUGUCCAAGUACCAGGAGGACACCUGCUAUGGUGACGCCGGCAGCGCCUUCGUCGUUCACGACCAGGAAGAUGACACCUGGUAUGCGGCCGGGAUCCUGAGCUUUGACAAGAGCUGUGCUGUGGCCGAGUAUGGUGUGUAUGUGAAGGUGACCUCCAUUCUGGACUGGGUUCGGAAAACCAUUGCUAACAACUAA